CAGCAAAAACAUGGCAACCACAGAGGUUAAACCCUCCGCCGAUAAAAACCCUAAACGAAUUCGGAAUCCAUCACUGGGUCCGAAUAAAGAUUUGAAGAAGAAGAAGAAGACUAAGAAGUCGAAAGCUCUCGCCUUUGAUAAGACCCUUGAGAAGAGUAAUAGAAACGAGCAGAAAAGCGAGAACGAUGGCGAUGAGCAACCGGAUUCGCAACCGGCAUCGGCUUCUGAGCAGCUUAGCUUCUUCUUAAAUCAGCUUGAAUCCGCCAUUGGUGUCCGGGUCUCUACUAUAGAGCUCGAUCCCAUUAAAGAUAAGUGUAUAGUGGAGUUAUCUCAAAGAUUGGAACAAAAUGUAAGCAACUUGGGAGAGCAUAUAAAGAUGUCUUAUGGGUCUUCAUGGAGAGAGUCUCUUUGUGAAGGAGAGCUUAUUGAAGGGAAAGUUGACACCGGAAGCCCAUCUGUUCUCGUUGUUAGCUCCUCUGCCUUGAGAUCUUUGGAACUUCUAAGGGGUUUGCAUUCACUGACUAAGCAAUGUCCGGCAGUUAAGUUGUUCUCAAAGCAUUUGAAGGUUGAGGAACAGGUAUCUCUGUUGAAAAAACGGGUUAAUAUUGGGAGCGGCACACCAAGCAGAAUCAAAAAGCUAAUCGACAUAGAGGCAUUAGGGCUUUCACGUUUAGAUAUGAUUGUGCUCGACAUGCACACAGAUGUCAAGGGAUUUUCCUUAUUCACAUUGCCCCAAGUCAGAGAUGAGUUUUGGGAUUUGUAUAAGAAUUGCUUCCACCAGAAAGUGUUAGAAGGAAGUCUACGUAUCUGUCUGUAUGGUCCAAAGCCAUCAGCUCCAAAGGUUAAGAACAAUAAGAAGCAGAGACAAAACCAACAUUGAACUAAAAGUUUCUACUCAGAUUUUGAUAUAUUAGCUCUAAUUUUGCAAUAUUUGAUGUUAUUUUAUUAUACAGAGUGAAUCAUGAACAGAAUGUGAGAGAAAUACAAUAGGUGUGUUAAUUAGUGUUCUUUUGGCACUACGAUUCACUUAAAAAACAUGAUCCUCACAAAGUCAAAC
This is a messenger RNA of Eutrema salsugineum, 1057 nucleotides long. RefSeq names its product protein CMSS1. The record is from RefSeq and is a predicted model, not a curated record. Gene Ontology annotation, cellular component: nucleus; 90S preribosome. The transcript has 6 exons. NCBI's taxonomy places the organism in Eukaryota, Viridiplantae, Streptophyta, Magnoliopsida, Brassicales, Brassicaceae. Bases 11 to 880 code for a protein of 289 amino acids.